Molecule: messenger RNA, 4336 nt
Organism: Quercus robur (English oak)
Lineage: Eukaryota; Viridiplantae; Streptophyta; Magnoliopsida; Fagales; Fagaceae
Product: protein LONGIFOLIA 2-like
Exons: 6
Coding region: 897-4103 (1068 amino acids)
Biological process (GO): regulation of monopolar cell growth
Source: RefSeq, a predicted model, not a curated record
GGUCCAAGUUCCAGACCACCCACAUUAUUUUUGUCCACAUGGGAAGUGGGAGAAAAUGAUCAGUCCCAGAUCUCACCUACAAAUUCACACACCUCUCUCUCUCUCUCUCUCUCUUUCUCUCUUCAAUUUAGUAAUACUUCUUGUGCUACACACAACCUCCAAGACAUGACCCACACAUUCCAUUUCCCACAUCUCUUUCUUACGUAAUAUGAUCCAAGCUUUAAUUUUGAUGAUUUUUAUAGAAUUGCCAAAGCCCUUCAUAUAAUACCAGCAGCAACACAGAGAGACGCAUAUAAGCAUAGUCUAGUCUAGGCCAAAAAGACAAGAAACUAUUCUCUUCUGCUCUGUGUGAGGAAUUUUAUCCAAAAAGAACAUUAAUACUUCUUGGAUUUGCAGAAACUUGCUUGCACUGCAGAUUUGUAUUGGUUCUAAUCCUUAGAAGGUGGGGACUAGUUGUAGCUUUUGGGUCUCGGGCCUGGCCCCCUUCCCAUUUCCUUUUUUUUUUGUUCCUUUGGUUUUGCAGAAGAUUUUGUCUGCCUUGUUCUGUAAAACCCCAAUGCUACUUUAUUUUAUUGCUCUUGUGUAGGGACAUAUUUUGGGGUUCUGUACUUUCUUUGUUUUUCUUCUUCUCUUUAAGCCUGUUCCUCCAUUUAUUUUUCUUUUUCCAUUAUUCGAGAAAUUCUCUAUAACUCCAAAAAAAAAAAAAAAAAAACCAUUGAAUUUUUGCUGCAGAGUGCUGGAACUUCAGUUAAAGAACACAGGCAAUGCUCUGAGAUUAUGAAACACAAUAUACCUGGAAUCCUGUUGUUUUCUUAUUGAUUCUUGGGGAUGGAAUCAUAAGGGAAGCUUACCAAGUGUAAACUUUUUGGUUGUGGAGUAGAAAAGAGGAGGUGAAGAUGCCUGCAAAGGUUUUGCAUCCCUUAACAGAUGAAAAUCAAGAUCUGCAGAAGCAGAUUGGCUGCAUGAAUGGAUUUUUUCAGCUUUUUGACCGCCAUCAUUUCCUUACCGGCCGACGUAUCAACAGCGACAACCACAAGAGACUUCCUCCAGGUCAAAAUGACAAGAAGGCAUCAGAGCUCAGCAAUGCAUCACAAACAACUACAGAAAAAAUCCCGAAGAAGCUUGUAAAAGAGAAACAGAGGGUCUCGACAGAAUCAUCCAAAUCCUCCUUUUCAUCUUCCUCACGUUCAUCCAGCUUCUCAUCUCUUGAUCAUAACAAAACAGCUCAGAUUGAGACAUCUUCAUUCAACCAAACAAUUUUCCCUGAAACCCACACUCGGCCCAUGAAACAAACAAUUUUCCCUGAAACCCCCACUCAGCCCACGAACCAGCCAAAUGUUUCUUCGCAGUUAAGACAGCCAUCCCUUGAUCUCCGAGACAUUGUCAAAGACUCCAUAUACAGAGAAGCCCGUGCAUUGUCUGUAAAAACUGGUGGUAAGGAGGAAGCAGUGGGUAAUACCUUGAUAUACAUAGACUCCCCAAGGCCCUUGCAGGCACCCAAAUCUGUCAAGCCCAGAGCUACUGGUCUCAAUGAUUCCUUUCGCAUUCUUGCUAAGCUCCGGGAAGCACCUAGGAAUUACAAGGAACAGAGAGAUGGUUUUACACUUUCGUCACCAAAGGAUGCACCUCGGCUCUCCUAUGAUGGAAGGAUAUCACAAGAUGCAUACAAGUCUACCAUAAAGCUCAAAGAACUCCCAAGGCUAUCAUUGGACAGCAGACAAGGCUCCAUAAGGGGUUCUGCACCUGAACCAAAAUCAAAUUUUCUUUUGAAGGAUCUGCAGAGAAGGAAUGGAAACUCCAGCAAUAUGCUUAACCAUCAGCAAGAGCCAGAAAUUUCAAAACGACCAUCCAGCAUUGUGGCAAAGUUGAUGGGAUUGGAAUCUACCCCACAGUCAACAUCAACCAGUGAGAAUUCAUUAGAAAUUAUGAGUAGCUGCCAAGCUGAUAAAUAUGACCGCUUCUCAGAAGCAACUGAUGAAACCAAGCAAAAUCGAAUUUCCAGGUCCCCAAGGAAUUCACAGGACCACAUCUCACCCCGGUUGAAAAAUGCUGAUUCAGUUAUGAGGCCCACCUCAGGUUCAAGGUUUCCAAUAGAACCAGCUCCAUGGAGGCAGCCAGAAGGCAGCCAAAGUUCUGAACUUCCAGCUUUCAUGUAUGGAGAAACUACCAUAAAAGCCCCAAACUGCCCCUCCGUUUAUGGUGAAAUUGAGAAAAGGUUGUCUGAACUUGAGUUCAAAAAAUCUGGUAAGGAUCUCAGAGCACUCAAACAGAUACUCGAAGGAAUGCAGAAGACUAAAGAUGCAUUAGAUACCAAAAGAGAAAGGGCUGCAAAUUUUGCAUCUCAAACAAGCAAAAAUAGCAGCUCUUACCAAAGCUCAAAUUUAGCAAGCCCAAGAAAGCUACAAAAUAAGGACCCAAUUUCUGCCACAAUCAAGGGGUCGCCUUCACCAAAGAGUCAUAAAUCCCCAACUGUCAUUAUGAAACCAGUUAACCUUAUCAGAAGAACAAGUGAUCCUGCGUCCAGCAUGAUUCCAACUGAAAAUAUGUCAGUGCUCCGGAAGCCUCAUGGCAGUGCAGAUGGGAGAAAGUUUUUGAUGCAAUCAGCUAAAGAUCUAGUUUCAAGAAACAAUCAUAUACAAGGCCCUUUCAGUCGACUGACUUGCGCUACAGAUAAGACUAUCAGUGUUAGAACCUCAAAAUCAGCAUCAGCCUUAAAGCUGCCUUGGCACAUCAUUGGAGAAAACAACACAUGCUCAGCAACUGUGAGCCCGAGACUGCAACAAAGGAAAUUUGGAUUGCAGAAGCAGUCACCACCUCCCACCGUCCCAUCAUCUGAUUCAAGCAAGACCAAUAGGCAACAUACUAAACAACCAGUAGGACCAAACUCCCCAGGUAGAAAAGUCCGACCAAGGUCUCCCAAUUUGCAGCAAUGUAAUGAGCAAUUGAGUGAGAUCAGCAGUGCCAUCAGAGAUUUAAGUCACGAAAUUGAUGCUAUUUCUCUGAAAUCUGAGAGCAGCAUUAACUUCAACUCUCACAUGGACACAGAACUGACAGAAGUUACAAGCACCAAUCAAUCUGAUAAGAUCAACACUACCUUCUUCCAGCAGGAUGGCCAGAAACAAAGUAGUCUAGAAGGGUUCAGGGAAGACAGGUUGAUGGCAGAACCUGCAAUAGCUACCAUGGAACAACCGAGUCCUAUCUCUGUUCUUGAUGCUACAUUUUACAGAGAUGAGUCACCAUCCCCUGUGAAGAAGAUAUCAAAUGCCUUUAAAGAUGAUGAGGCUUUAAAUCCUGAUGAAGGGGAAUGGAAUCCAGAAGAUCUAGCACAAUUACCAAAGUGCACAAAACCCAGUUUCAGUGCAGACAUUGAUAACAAAAAAUUAGAAAACAUCCAGCAUUUUGUUCAGAAUCUUCGACAAAUAUACUGUACUGAAGAGGAACCCAUCACCAAUUACAUUGCACCCCUCCAUGAGAGCACAAAUUCAGACCACAGGUACAUCUCAGAAAUAUUGUUAGCAUCAGGUCUCCUCAGAGAUCUUGACUUUGGUUUGAUGACCAUUCAGCUCCAAGCAUCCAGCCACCCCAUUGAUUAUAAAGUGUUCCUUGCGUUGGAGCAAAAAAAGGCAGGUGCAGGGCUUUUAAACGAUACGCAGCAUGAUAUAAGGCUUGUUAAGUCAGAACCUACUGAGAAAAUUCAAAGAAAACUCACAUUUGAUGCUGUUAAUGAAAUUCUAGUUCGCAAAUUAUUAUUGGAAGGUCCUCACCAGCAUUGGUUCUUGCCAAAUAAGCUAGCAGGAAGAAAACCAAGAGGGCAGCAGCUUCUGGAAGAAUUGUGUUCAGAGGUAGAUUGGCUAAAGAAUAACAACUUGAACAGAAGCCUAGAUGAGGAGGAUGACAGUUUGAGGAGCAUCAUAUUGGAAGAUUUAAGGCAUCAAUCAAUGGAUUGGAUAGAUUGCCAUUGUGAAAUUUCUGGGGUAGUGUUAGAUGUUGAGCGGUUGAUUUUUAAAGACUUAAUAACAGAAGUUUUAAACAGUGAGGUAGCUGCUCUGCAGGGCAGGCCUGGUGGGCAUUGCAGGAAGCUGUUUUCCAAGUAUGGGAUUUGAUAACAUAGUUCUAGAAGGGAUUCAGUCUUAUCUCUCUCUCUCACACACACACACACACACACACAUUUUUGUUUCCAGUUGGGUGGGUAUUUCACUCUGCUUAAAACUACAGUAAUUCUUGAGUAAGAAUAGCUCUUUACUAGCAUGUAAAUCUCCAUUAGAGGCUUAUAACUUACUUGUAGAUUAUAGACAAUGUAUAUAUAAUUAUAUUUCCUUUCAAGUUUGGGUUUCAA